CUUUCGCUUUUUCCUUUGAAACAGCUUGAAUUGGCCUAUCAAUCCCAUCCAUUGGAAGCAUCGAAAAAAUGACUCACUUUACGAGGACAAGGGUUUCAAAGUGGCUACGGCAUGUUCAUUCCGUCGAUGCGGCACCACGGCAAGAUCCUGGAGGUAGCGGACGCAAAGGGCCCGCACGAAACAGGCCAACCACUCACUCUCCCCCAGUGCCCGAUCUCUCCACCAUCGGGGAAGUUUACGGGGGAUCGCAACCUGUCUCAAGCACAGGAACCCAGGGAACCGGGCAAACUUUAAAGGGUAUGAGGCCCAGUGAGAACUCUGAACUCACAUGGGCUUCAGGACGACCGUCUUUUGCCGUCCAACCCUGCCCGGAGCAUUUUGACUGUUGCGCGAGAGCUUACUAUAACGGGACUCAUUCCAUGGAGGAUGAUCGAAUUUCCUGUGCUACGACCGUCUUCUCAAACAUGUCUCAACUGCCCAAGUCAUAUCUACUGCCCCGUAGACCGUAUUCAUGUAGUCUAGCCAUGCUUCGGUGAUGGGUUCCCAGAUGCUAAAGCAAUCAUCAAUACAACUCGGGUAUUUUGGCCCCUCCCAUUGUGAUGCUGUUGAAAGGUGAAUACAGCAAGCAAACCAACCGUCAGCCAUCGGAACCGCCGGGAACCUAGAAGGCACUA
Messenger RNA from Sodiomyces alkalinus F11, 674 nucleotides. RefSeq lists its product as hypothetical. Bases 69 to 536 code for a protein of 155 amino acids. NCBI's taxonomy places the organism in Eukaryota, Fungi, Ascomycota, Sordariomycetes, Glomerellales, Plectosphaerellaceae. The transcript has a single exon. The record is from RefSeq and is a predicted model, not a curated record.